AUGGUGAAACAAGAACCAAAGAUCCAAACCAGCACCAAGAAGGAAACGUCUUUGACUUCACCAUCUCAUUCUGCAUCUUCAUCUUCGUCUUUGUGUAAGAACAAGAGCAAGAAGAACAAGAUUAAGAAGUACAAAGGAGUGAGGAUGAGAAGUUGGGGAUCAUGGGUGUCUGAGAUUAGAAUACCAAACCAAAAGACAAGGAUUUGGCUUGGAUCUUACUCAACAGCUGAGGAAGCAGCUAGGGCUUACGAUGUUGCACUCUUGUGUCUCAAAGGCCCUCAAGCCAAUCUCAACUUCCCUGCUUCUUGUUAUUCUUCUUCUCUACAUCUAUUAGACGAAAAGACCGUUCUGUCCCCCAAAUCCAUCCAAAGAAUUGCCGCCCAAGCUGCCAACAACUCAUUUGACCCUUUUGCCCCCUGUUCUUCAUCAGCCGGCUCGUCACCGUCCGAUCAUGAUCAGCAUCACUAUGAUAAUAAUGAUGAUGUGAUGCAAUCUUUGAUAGGGUCUUUCGUGGACAGUCAUGUGUCUUUGACGGAUCCAUCAUCAUGGUAUGAUGCUGAAGAUAAGGGGAUGUUCUUCUUCGAUGAUGGAACUUCGUUUGAUUACUAUCUUCAACUGAAUUCGACGAUGAAUAUGGUCGAUGAGUACUUCUACGAAGAUGCUGAUAUUCCGCUUUGGAGUUUCAGUUGA
Eruca vesicaria subsp. sativa (arugula) is the source of this 690-nucleotide messenger RNA. The record is from the annotation of a GenBank genome assembly. Lineage: Eukaryota; Viridiplantae; Streptophyta; Magnoliopsida; Brassicales; Brassicaceae.